Molecule: messenger RNA, 363 nt
Organism: Anisakis simplex (herring worm)
Lineage: Eukaryota; Metazoa; Nematoda; Chromadorea; Rhabditida; Anisakidae
Source: the annotation of a GenBank genome assembly
UCAACAGCCGAACUGCUUUCAUUGGACAAUCCGAUGGCCAUAAUUGAGAGUGCAUUCGAGCAGAACGCAAACGAGAAACUGGAGUGUAUCAAUGAGAAAUGUUUGAAAGAAUUCGCCGAUGCAAAGAGCUACUUAGCACAUGCUCGACGCUGCGGUAUCAUGAGACGACACAGUGCAUCGUCUAGAGCAGACAGUCCGGAGAAUCUCAAAAAACGGAAUUCUUCCGCAAAACGUGAAACACCGAAAUAUUACUCGAACUAUGCGGAAUACAGGGGUCGUGCCUCGUGUUGGGCCGUGCUACCAACGUUGAGCAAGAUGAAGUUGAUCAAGAAUGAAUUGGAUGAGAACCCAACGAAACGUUUG